This is a messenger RNA of Pseudoliparis swirei, 789 nucleotides long. RefSeq names its product translocase of outer mitochondrial membrane 5 homolog (yeast) (gene tomm5). The coding region runs from base 176 to 331 and encodes 51 amino acids. The transcript has 3 exons. Gene Ontology annotation, cellular component: mitochondrial outer membrane translocase complex. The record is from RefSeq and is a predicted model, not a curated record. NCBI's taxonomy places the organism in Eukaryota, Metazoa, Chordata, Actinopteri, Perciformes, Liparidae.
CUCAGAAAUAACCCACCCCCUCCCUCUGUUCUUCUCUCUCAUCCGUCCUCCUCCGCUGUCUGCCCGGAGGACCCCCACCCUCCUCUGCAAGAUCAUUUCGUCCAUGCUCCUGAGACGGUGAAUUGUUCAACCCGAAAGGCAGAGCGAAGAACAAGACCCGGUUUAACCUGCGAUAAUGUUCAAACUGGAAGGACUCGGGCCUAAAAUGGACCCAGAGGAGAUGAAGAAGAAAAUGCGACAAGAUGUCGUCUCAUCUAUACGAAACUUUCUUAUUUACGUUGCCCUUCUCCGAGCCACCCCAUAUGUUUUAAAGAAGCUGGACAGCAUAUGAGUGGAGCACCGGGUCUCUUCCACUGAGAGUUUACGGCAUCAGAGACAGAUCGGCUCAUCAGCAGCAGACAACUGGACCCAUGACAGCUACUUGUGUUGGAGACCACCAGAGUCUGUCCAUCACUGCACCCGAGGAAUCACCUUCGUUCCCAUUUCUCCUCAUUUAUUCCGUGUUGUGACCUUUAGUGAGCCUUUGUUGUUAAACAUAUUGUCAUUAUUGUUAAAUGCAAAGUGUGAGUAUGUUUGUCGCCACAUUAAAAGGAACCUAUGUUUAUUUUGUUGGUUUGUUUUUACAUGGCAGAUCUGCUAUGUCCUGAACAUAUUGUACAUACACUGUAAAACUGCAUUACAAAUGUAGACUCUAGGGUCAACAAUUUCAUGAAUGAGUUUUAAAUGUUAAUGUAAUCAUGAAAUCAAGGAAAAAUAAAAACACAGACCAAGAAAAGGUUGGCAAAUGUU